Ruditapes philippinarum (Manila clam) is the source of this 1505-nucleotide messenger RNA. RefSeq lists its product as uncharacterized. Gene Ontology annotation, biological process: proteolysis. The coding region runs from base 156 to 1313 and encodes 385 amino acids. The record is from RefSeq and is a predicted model, not a curated record. The transcript has 8 exons. NCBI's taxonomy places the organism in Eukaryota, Metazoa, Mollusca, Bivalvia, Venerida, Veneridae. Gene Ontology annotation, molecular function: metalloexopeptidase activity.
AUUGCUGGCUGCUAUUGAAGAGAGUUCAGAUAAUACAGGUGGCAUUUAGUGUAAUUGUCGUAGUGCGCAUAUUGUUCAAGUGUCCUACAGAAUAACUGUCACUAAUAGCUUAACUUUAUGGUUUAUCUCAGAGAGUGUAUAUACUUUGAACAUAUAUGAUGAUGUGGUGUUUGCUCGGACUUUCAUUUCUUAUGUGUCACGUGAUCUACGCAGCGGACAUUGAUUACUUGAGAUCAACAAUUACCAAACACUUCUCAGAAAAUCGCCACCACGAAAUCAACAAUACUAACAAAGUGGCCUCCAAGGAAUUCAUAUACAAUGAGUUUAAAAGAUUCGGGCUUGAAACCUCAUAUCAUAACUUCAGUUACCCCGACAUAUCUAAAGUACCUUUUGCAAAUGUCGUUGGUAUUCUAAAGGGCACGAACUUUGGAAAGGUAAAUGAUAAGAUUAUCGGACUUGGUGCGCACUUUGACACUGUGCAACAUACUAAAGGAGUUGAUGAUAACGGUGCCGGUGUAGCUGCAAUGUUGGAAGUUGCUAAGCAACUGACAGGCCAAAACAAACAAGGAGUUACGCGCAAAAACACAAUUAUAUUUGUGUCUUUUGACUUAGAGGAAGAAGGUUAUAUAGGAAGCGAAGUUUUUAUCCAGCAUUGGCUGAAUCCAUGGCUUGACAAGAAUUAUGGUAAAGCGGCCCGGUCCAUAAAUCCGCAUGGAAUAAUUAUUUUGGAUACUAUAAUGGAAUAUAAUACAUCCAGUUAUUCUCAGAAAUUACCUAAUGGAGCAGAAGCUACUUUUCAUCAACUAUUUCCAAAGUCGUUCGAGAGUAUGAAGUCUGACAAUUUCCAAGGUGAUUUUCUAGCUAUGAUAUAUCGCAAAACAGUUGAUGACUCACUCUCAACUUCAAUGACAAAGUCCUGGGCAGCUGAGAAACGCACUCAGUUUGAAAUAGAAUCGUUUCCUUUACCAUUCGCAAAUGUAAGUGCCCUGAAUCAGACCUUGAUGAAUUCUUUUGGAAACUUCUUCCGCAGUGACCACAGAAACUUCUGGCGUGACAAUAUACCAGCGAUAUUUUUGACAGAUUCAGGAAAUUUCCGUGGAGAUAUGGUGGAAUGCUAUCACCAUCCUUGUGAUGAUCUAGCUACGAUGCUUACUGAUGAUAACAUUAACUUCCUUGGCAAGACAUCAGAUGCCAUUGUAAGAUCAAUCAAUGAAUUAUCAGAGCCAACCAAACCCGAUACAAGUGGAUGCAUCCGAGUAUCUGUAAGCCAUGCGAUUUCUGCUUUGAUGGUGCUGACCUUUUUUAUUUUAUAACACGAUUGUCCUGAUGUGAAAAAUAUAAGUGAUGAACUAGUUUGUCGAUGCAAAUGCAGCUUUUGGUGGUUGUCUGUUAAAGUAACAUUAUUAUAACUGUUAAAAGAAAUGACAAUUUUAUCUUUCCUGUCUGUAAACUAUGUAUAAUGGUAGAUUGUUUACUAAACUUUGAUUUGGAGUCUUUCGUUACAC